Molecule: messenger RNA, 3278 nt
Organism: Procambarus clarkii (red swamp crayfish)
Lineage: Eukaryota; Metazoa; Arthropoda; Malacostraca; Decapoda; Cambaridae
Cellular component (GO): cytoplasm; nucleus
Molecular function (GO): protein serine/threonine phosphatase activity
Source: RefSeq, a predicted model, not a curated record
GCCAGAGAAACUCAAGAAGGUAGAAGCGGUGUGCAUCUCUUUGCCUGGGCAGGUCUAGUGACGUUUAUUUUGCUCUGGGCAGCUUUUUUUCGGGCUGCAGCUGAGUGCCAAGAAAUAAUUUGUAGCUCCUGCAGCGGGUUGCGCUCCGAGAAGCACAUACAGUCUUACUUAUUACCGCAAACAUGCGUCUUCACAGAAUAAUGUUUUGGUGGAGAUAGGACUUGCGAGAUUUUCAAUAUUAUAGCGCCAUUGUUUUUCGUGGACACAAGUGCGGGUGGAACGUUGAGAUUAAGCUGUGGGUUUGCGAAGGAAGGACUCGAGCGACAGAAGUGUGUGCUAGUGUAACAGCGAGGCAAGCCCAAGCUUUAGGCCAGUUGGACAGCAUUUGAAUGGUAGUAUCGAAGGGCAAGAUGAGAUUCGAAGAUCCCUUCGAUGUGGACGCCUUCAUCAAUAACCUCCUCAUCCUAAAGAAGUACCCAGGGAAGAAUAUCCGCAUGGAAGAGAGCAAGAUUAAGGCGCUGGUAUCAGCAGCUCGUCAGGUCCUGCUGGACCAGCCGACGCUGGUAGAGCUCGAGGCCCCAGUUAACAUCAUUGGGGACAUCCAUGGCCAGUUCAACGACCUCCUUAGGCACUUCGAUAAGCUGGGUUACCCUCCAGACCAGAACUACCUGUUCCUCGGCGACUACGUUGACAGAGGGAAACAGUCCUUGGAGACAAUCUGUUUGGUGCUGGCAUACAAAGUAAAAUACCCAAACAAUUUCUUCAUUUUGCGAGGAAAUCACGAAUGUGCCUCUAUUAACAGGAUAUAUGGCUUUUAUGACGAGUGCAAAAGAAGAUACAAUGUAAAGUUGUGGAAAACCUUUACAGAUCUCUUCAACUGCCUCCCCUUGGCUGCCCUUAUCGAAGGCACCAUCUUGUGUAUGCACGGCGGGCUGUCUCCAGACCUCCAUAAUCUUGAACAGUUACGGGCGAUUGAGAGGCCUCUCAAUGUCCCUGACUCUGGCUUGGUGUGUGACAUCCUCUGGGCUGACCCCGAUGAGGAGGGUCGUGGAUGGACUCCAAAUGACAGAGGCGUGUCUUGGACCUUCGGCGGAGAUGUACUUAAGGCUUUCCUUGAGCACCAUGAUUUGAGCCUCAUUGUGCGUGCUCACCAGGUAGUCGAGGAUGGCUACCAAUUCUUUCAAAAGCGGUCCCUAGUGACACUGUUCAGUGCAGCUAAUUACUGCGGAGAGUUUGACAAUGCAGGAGCCACCAUGGGAGUCAGUGAGGACCUUACCUGCUGGUUUAACAUUCUCCCACCUGACCGUCGACGAUCCUACAUCAAGAAAUGAGAUGUGAAUAAUCUGGAGCCAGGAUUAUUUAUUGAUGUCUCUCAAGCUGAGUAACACUUGACAGCAUUGAGUCCGACAGUACGAUUUAAGCUCCCAUAUCAAGAGAGCCUAAAAGCAGACUGUGAUUUUUACUUCAGAACUCCAUCUGACUUCACUUCAUUUGCACUUAUUCUUGUGACUGCCAAUGUAAAAGCAUUAUUAGCCCUGCUGUAGGUAGGGCCUUGUAGUAUUGCUGCAAAAGAUUUCUCUGCAUAUGACUGUUAUGAAAACAGCAUGUGCCUCAUGCCUCUCGUGACCACACUUAGUAGUCUUGCAGAGUCCACUUCAGGUAUCUGUGAGCAGAUGAGUUUCAAAGGUUUUGAAGAAGAAGCAAGAUAUUUGUCAGUGGCUACACCGCAUAAAAUACCUCUGCCCCUACAUAUUCUGUGAUACAAAUACCACACACACAAUUACCAAAGAUAUCAGGUUGGGCAGUAACUAAGUCUGCAAACAGACUAGAGUAUUAUAGAAAUAUAUUUAUUAAACAGGACCAUGAUGCAUAAUAUGCUCUGGAACUGAAAGGAAUAACUUAAUUAACAAAAUAUGAAAUUAAAGUACAUGAGCAAUUAAAAGUGAAAGAUGUUAGAAUCAUACAGUAACAUCUAUAAUUCCUUGUACUUUAUAUUUUAUGUAGCAGUGUGUAUUCCUUAAUGUAGGUUGGUCAGACCUGUCCAUGCAGCAUUGUAAUAAUCAUCAUAAUGUGGAGGACAAAAUUUAACUAUUUGCUUUGAAUAAAUUAAAACAAAUGUACAAUUUUAGUGUUCUUAAAUUUACACCUCAUUUUACAAAUGUAUUUUCAACUUACUGUGAUUUUUUGUAUACAGUAUGUACCGUGAUACAGAACAAACAUCACAAGGAAGAUAUAGAUAAAGUUUCUUCUUUGAUUUUAGAUCAGUAUAGUAUAGUGUUAAGAGACUUUGCUGUGAAAUACUGUACAAGUUUAUCUCUGAAACUUUAAGUGGUAUGUAUUUAUUUUAUUGCCUUAAUUUAUAUAUGAUCCUAGAAGUUGUUUCAAACUGCUAUACUUGUGUAAAGAAUAUAUUAUAAUGGGAAAAGCAUUUUGCCUGUCUUAUUAACAUCUUGAUUAGACAUCCGGUUAAUACUUUAGUGUCAGCUUUCAAAAAGGAGAAAGAGUGUGUGCCGUAGCUAUUACAGUCUUGUGAGAAAUGUGUAUCUAGUAAUCUGAGAAAUUAAUUAGGAUCUGAACCUCACAUGAAAUGUGUUGAACCUCUACAAUACAGUGUUCUGUGCACUGUAUUAGCUAUUCAGUAUUAAUGUAUAGCCAAUUCCUCCCUUCCCAGAUGCUGUAGCCUCACACUGUAGGAAAUAGUGUAAUGGAUGUACAGUAUAGCUUUUGGUGUAGCAACAAAAUGGAAGAGAAAAGUAUAAUUAUUUGUAGUUUUCUCUAAUAUAUGGCUUUACUGUAUGCAUAAGUUAUAUUACCAUCUGGAUACAUUAAUCACUAGUGCAAAGAAAAUGAUUAAGCAUCAUGUUACUGUAUUAUCACUGAAUUUAGCUAUAAGAAUGGUUCAUAGAAAUAAACAGUUUGUUUGUAAUGAUUUGUCAAAUAGUGUAAUAUGAAACAAAUUUUACCAUUGAUUUUUAAUGCCUAAAAGUUAAGGGAAAAUAUUAAGGUAAAUACAUGCAUAUAAUGCUCAAUUUAUUCUUGUUUGCUCAGCUUUGAAUAAGACGAUUACCUGCAGGUCCAAGCUUUCCCUUGACUUUCGUAUAGCAUCUGCUCUCACAAGAACAGUAAAGGUUAGAGAACAAGGUGUGCCAUUGCUCAGUCAGCAGACAAAAUGCAAUUUCAAGAGACAAAAGAAUGUCACUGUUAUAGGAUAGAUCUUGAAUAUCAUUAUUGUGCACAUUGUAGUUGUUAUGCACUCACAAUAAAAUUCAUUACUUUUC